CUCUGCAGGCCUCUUGAGGUCCUGUAUCACGUUGACCGUUACCGAUCUAUUGUGAUCGCCACUGACUAGAUAUCCCCUCCAAUACUGGUUGCUGCCAGGUACAGCAGCAGUUUCUUGGCUGGUACUUCAGGUUACUUUAUUUUAUUACUAGCUGACUAGUAUGGAUACGAGGAUAAUAUAGCCUAUAGACUUCCUCGAUAUAUGUGCUAUCUAACAUUGAAAGAAUUUUUCAAAUCGGACCAGUAGUUCCUGAGAUUAGUGCGUUCAAACAAACUCCUUAUAAUAUUAGUAUAAAUUAUUUAUUGAUUUAUUAUUAACCAGUAGACGCGCGCGGUUUCACUGACGGAUGUCGCUUUUUCGAGAUCUAGACCAGACAUUUUCCUUUUGUCCAAACAAACUAAGCGAAUAGUACUUGUAGAGCUUACUGUGCCGUGGGAGACUAACAUUCCGAAGGACACACACAGUAUAAAAGUGAAUAAAUAUUAUGACCUAACAAAUGAACUAACUAAAAAUGGCUAUGUAAACUUCAUUUUUUUAGAAUUGCAAAAUCUUGUAAACAAAUAUGGCCGUAUUCAUCACUGACAUUAGUUGUGACGUCAUCCUAGGGAUGGGCCGUUGAUGAACUAUAUCGAGAAUUAACUUAUACUAAUCGAAUUUUAUAUCAAUUGUAAAAAAAUCACUUUACUUAAAAACUCACUUCUAAGUUGGCAACACUAAUCACACAGUCAAAAUACGCGCGAUAUUAACUGUCUACCUCUUUCUGUUGCAUAUUAAUUAAUACCUAUCAAAUAACAUUUUUUUCACUUGUAUCUGUUUGUUAUAAAUUAAAAGAGUACUAAAAAAUUUAGGCAGUACUUGUUAACGCAUUAUCUUUUUUUAACAUAUAAGUACGUAACUAACUAAACAGCGCUAUGAAAAAAAUACUUUAUUCAAAUUACUCAAUUACGAUAUCGAUACUGAACGGAAUACAUUCGAUAUUUACAAUCGGUAAAUCGUUCAUUUUUAAUCUGUGGUGACAAUUUUACUUGGCACAACCUUAGAGAGACGAAACGUCAAAUUAACAUUUAAAUGUAAUCUGUGUGCAUAAUUUCGUGUUUAAUUUCGUUUAUUUCUAAAAAUUUUGAUUAAACCCUGUGUAAAUUAAAAAAAUGUUACGUUUGUAUGAUUCUCCAUAGGUGGAUUGUAAAGAACAAAGUGUUUGUGCGUGUUUUAAUAGUUUGAUGGUUCUGAAAACUAUUAUGAAAGUUUGGCAUCGACAAAAGGGUUUGUUUAUUUACCAAAUAGCGCAAUUCAAUCUGGACAUGGUAUAGUUAGUCUGUACGCCGUAGAAGUAGGUGCAAGAGGAUUACCAGCAAAAUCUCUCUGUAACUUUCUUAAAGACCUUGGCCUCUCUAGAAGUGUAGAUAGUUCUAUAUUAGAACGAGUAUCCAAAGCUGCUCUAAUAGGAUCUGUCAACGCCGCAAUGUUACCUAAGACAAUAAUUGCCGGAUAAUUUGGACAGGCGUUUACUUUAUUGCAUCAUAUCAUUUGUCUACCUACCUGCGAAUAUUUUAUAUUGUCAUUCACUCUUGUGCCAUCUUCCAUUACAACGCAAUACACGCUUUCAAUAUCAAAAGGCCUUUUAAUUAACAAAAACCACGAAGAUCAAGUCCGACAGCAAACAUUUUGGCGACCGUGCAGAUUAACAACCGCGAAUCUACAAUCUUUUGGAUAUUACAAUCGACGGACAAGAAAUUCGUGACGAAAACAUACGAAAAUUAGAUGACGCAAUCUCAACAAAGAACAAAGAAAAGACGAACCAACUCAGUUAAGUGCCUUAAAUCCUUUCUUAUCCUAUUCUAAAAACUAUUAACUUUCUAUUUACAGCAAGAUUUGUGCAAAUAAUAGUAUCGAAAUCAAGUGGAUUGUGAAACAAUGUGUAACAGUUAGGUUAUACCUAAGUACCUAUUAAUGAGUUAACGAAAUAUUAGUUUUGCUUAUUUUACGUAAUAUUAUUUAGGUUUUUACUAUAAUCUCAAUUUAAAACAUUACAAUUUGGUUAAAAGUUCGUAAAGAUUAAUUAAUUUCAUACAAUUCAUACUUCAUUAAGAAAAUUACACAUAGAUUUGCAUACCUACCUAGUAUCCUAAACAAUACCUAUCUACUAUACCUAGCUUAUUAUUCUAAAUUACGUAAAUCUAUAAAGUUAUUACCUAUACCUAAUUACUUACGCUCUCAUAUAAACUUGUCAUAAUAUACUUUUUGACUUGUCAUAUACUUACUUGGUACUCAAUCGUAUUGCCGAACAUUCCAGGAUCGCGUUGCUUCGCUCCGCGCGCCUGCAACCUACCUACCUAGCACCUACGUUAUCUUAUCAGCUAAGGACGCGCGCAGUCGAGCGGUUUGAAGGCGGUUGAGAUUCGUUUGUAAGCGGCCUAACAAGUAUCACCGAAUAAAGGAGCGUGAGCUAAAACUUUUCUUUUUAGUACUUAUUACUCGAUUACUUUGCAAUAGCCUACAUAAUUAUACAUGAGGUACUUGCCUAGUUUUUAUUUUGUUUGUUUAUAAUUUGUUUGUAUCAUUGUUCACAUAAAUUAUUACUAUUUAAUUACAUUUCAAAUCUUGUAAUACACAAUGACUGAAAGUGCUAGUAUGCCCGCUGUUGCAAAGGAAUUAAGAGAACUUUAUGCAAAACGUAGCUCGGUUAAAGGGCGCAUUACUAAAUAUAAAACGUAUUUAAAUUCAAUUUCUUCUAAUAGUUUAACACCACUUGAGGUUGGUGAGUUAAAAUUAAAAACAGAAAAGAUCAAAAGACUUUCGGAUUAUUUUGAAGAGUUGCAAAAUCGAAUAGAAGUUGUAAAUUCAGAUAAUAUGUCAUUAGAGCUUACUGAACGCGAUAACAUUGAACAAGAUUUAAUGAUAACAAUUGCUACAGGCUUACAUCUCAUAGAUUCUAAUGAAAGCAUCUUGAACUCAAGUCGGCCUCACUCACGCGACGAGCGCGGUGACCAUUCGACUUCUAUUGUUUGUCAUCACGAUAACCACGACAUGGGUUUCAAGCUUCCUGAAAUUCAAAUUUCUAAAUUUGAGGGUCACUUCUUCAGAUGGUUGGAUUUCAGAGACAACUUUUUAUCUUUAAUUCACAACAACGAUCGAAUAAAACCAAUUCAUAAGUUUCACUAUUUGCGACUUUAGGUCAACCGACCGACCACUGGGACACGCUUAUAAUUUAUAUUAUGUCCUCAAAAUUAGACAACAAUACUAUAGGGAAGUGGGAAGAGCGUCGUAAUAAUUUUGACGAAGUACCUACUCUAAAGCAAUUUAAUAAAUUUUUGUCUGAUCGUGCGGAUGUCUUAGAAACUUUAAAUAGAAACAAAAAUGACAAAUUGAGGCAACUACCGCGGCCAAUGACUAGUUCAGUACGCAACUACAACAACUACAACCACUACAACAACUCCAACAAAAACAAUAAUAAUAAUGAAUUAAAAUCUUUUGCAGCUAGUUUUAAUACAAAUUCUUACCGCUGUUCCGUGUGCAAGAAUGAUCAUCGUAUAUACGACUGUCCCAUAUUUUUAGCUAAGAGUGUGGGGGAGCGCAAGACCGAGGUCUCAAGAUUAAGGUUAUGCUUUAAUUGUUUGCGUGGCUCUCACUCUCUUCGCUUCUGCAGGUCUGGACCAUGUCGUACAUGCAAUGAAUUACAUAAUACUCUUUUAUGCACUAUUUCAAACAAACACGAUUACGAUACAUCAAAUACAUCAAAUAGUACAACUAAAAAUACAACUCACAAUGUACCAAACAGCAACUUGGUCAAUUGCUCCACGUCCAUACAAAAUACUAAUCAAAUUAUUUUAUCCACUGCUUUGAUUACAGUGACGAAUCCUAAAACAAAUCAAAUCGAAAAGGUCAAGGCUCUCCUUGACUGUGGGAGUCAAUCUACAUUUAUAAGUCAAUCUUUGAAACAAAAACUAUCACUCGAUUCAGAGCCUAUUAAUACAAUAAAUAUAAUAGGUAUCGGCAACACCAGUUGCGAUGAAGUCACAGAAACUUGUACACUACAAUUAGGUUCAAUAAACAAAGAUUUCAAUAUUCAACUUACCUGUUAUGUUAUGAAGCAACUAACAGGUCAAAUUCCUAAAAUACCUAUCAACAUUCAACAACUACAAAUACCUACUGACAUACAGUUAGCAGAUCCAACGUUUGAUCAGCCAGCUCCAAUUGAAGUUUUGAUUGGUGCCGAUAUUUUCUGGGACAUCUUGGGUUGUGAGCAACAUUCUCUCGGCCCCAAUAAUCCUAAAUUAAGAAGUUCUAAGUUCGGUUGGUUAAUUUCGGGUCCUAUUUCAAAUAUUUCUAAAUCUCAAAAUAAACAAUGUCUUGCUAACGUAUCUCAUGUAGACGAAAUCGACCAACAAUUAACGAAAUCUUGGGAACUUGAAUCAGUUCCUACAAAUACAAUUUUACACGAAAAUGAAAUUGCUUGCGAAAACCAUUUCCGACAUUUUACUCGACGAUUAAGCACAGGUAGAUUUUGCGUUAGACUACCUCUAACUAACGAUCCUAAUAAUUUAAGCAACUCUUAUGACCUAGCCAAACAACGUUUUCUUAAUUUAGAAAGACGAUUAAAGAAGCAACCGGCUAUUAAGUCACAAUAUAUAGAAUUUAUGCGCGAAUACGCAGAGUUAGCCCAUUUAGAAAAGUCAAAAUUUUGUAUUCCAAAUCCAUCGUAUUUCCUUUGCCAUCAUUCAGUUUUUAAACCAAACAGUGAAUCAACCAAAAUCCGCAUCGUCUUUGACGGUUCGGCGCGAGUUCCUUCCUCAGGCCUGUCUAUUAAUGACAUUCAACUAAUAGGCCCAAAUAUACAAGACUUUCUUUUCUCCAUUCUGAUUCCAGCGUGUCAAUACAAAUUCAUUUUAACAGGCGACAUAAAAGAAUUGUACCGCCAAAUUUUAAUUGAUGAAGAGCACCGAAAUCUUCAAAUAAUAUUAUGGAGAGAAAAUGAGUCUUUGCCUUUAGAAAAACUUCGAUUAAAUACUGUUACUUGUGGUUUUGCAAGUGCCAGCUAUUUGAAUACUCGUUGCCUUUGGCAACUGGGGGAGGAAUGUGAUGACGAACAAAUUAAAAAUAUUAUACAACAUGAUUUUUACGUUGAUGACUUAAUAACCGGUUCCGACAAAGAAAAAGAUUUACUUUACAUUCAAAAUUCUGUAUCAGAGGCAUUAAAAAAAGGUUGUUUUAACUUACGAAAAUAUAGAUCUAAUUCUAAAACUAUUUAUCAAUCAUCUACUAUUCAUUUUACUGACAAUUUAAGUAAAGUGAGUCAUCAAAUACUUUGGGAUUAAGAUGGAAUCCCUUUUCUGAUACUUUUAAUUUUCCUAUUCAAAACCCAUCAUACAAAAACAUUUUAACUAAAAGACUAAUUUUAUCAUUAUCUUUAAAAAUAUUUGACCCGCUUCGAUUAUUAAGUCCUUUCAUAGUUAAACCUAAAAUUAUUUUGCAGCUAUUGUGGCUCAAGAAAGUAGAAUGGGAUGAUCCCGUUCCUCAGGUUAUAAAAUUAUCAUGGGAAAAAUAUUCUAAAUUUACUAAACUAAAACAAGUCACAGCUUACAUAUUAAUAUUUAUACACAAAACUAAAAACCCUAAAUCUAAAACUAUCGAUAAUUUAACAAUUGACGAAUUAACUAACUCAUUUCAUUUCUUAUUAGCUCAAAAACAAUCUUUUCCGAAUUAAUAUGCAACUCUAACCAAAAGCAAACAACUAAAUUCUAAAUCAAACAUUCUCUCUUUAUCUCCAUUCAUCGACGAUCACAACUUGAUUAGAGUAGGCGGUCGAAUUGACGCUUCUAUGUUUAAGUUAUGAUCAUAGGCAUCCAAUCCUUCUUCAUUCAUUCCAUUAACUAACAAAAUUUAUUUUCAAUUAUUACCACAUUAAUUUACAUGCUGGUCCACAAUUACUGUACGACAACUUUUUUGGCCUAUUUAUGGCAGGCGGCUUGCUAGAAACACAGUACAGAAAUGCGUCAUGUGCAGACGAGUUCAAGAUAAAACUCUCAAUCCUCUUAAGGGAAAUUUGCCAGCAGAGCGCAGAACCUAGUCGGUGCUACUAAUGACAUUAAGAAAUUCCUAAAACAAAACAAACAAUAUUUUAUCGAAUUUGCAACUCAAGAACAAAUUAAAUUCAAAUUCUCACCGUCAUAUGCUCUUCACUUCGGUGGCAUUUGGGAGGCUGGCGUGAAAUCCGCGAAACAUAUUAAACGCGUAAUGGGUAAUACACAUCUGACGUUCAAGGAAAUAAGUACAUUGUUUGCACAAGUCGAAGCUAUACUUCUAACAGUCUUCUCCUGUGUCCAUUAUCUCCUUCUCCAAACGAUUUCCUAAACCUUACUCUAGAGCAUUUUCUGAUUGGUCGUCCUAUCACUUCACUGCCGUCACCCGAUCUAACUGACCAUAAAUCAAGCAGUCUGCAGCGCUACUCAUGGCUUGAGCAAAUCAGACAACAUUUUUGGAACCGUUGGAACAAAGAAUAUGUCUCCGAAUACAAAACCGACUCAAGUGGCGCACCAACGACGGCCCCAAGCUCAAAAUUGGUGACCUUGUUUUAAUACAUGAAGAGUACGUGCCUCCACUUUCCUGGCGAAUGGGACGAGUUACACGGAUGUUCCCAGGACGUGACGGAGUUUCCAGAGUCGUCGACAUAAACACCACCAAAGGAAGCUUAAGAAGACCACUAACCCGAAUUUGUCCAUUGCUGCCUGAUUAGUGUUUGUAGAAAGACAAGCCUUUCUACGCGGGGGAGGAUGUCAACGCCGCAAUGUUACCUAAGACAAUAAUUGCCGGAUAAUUUGGACAGGCGUUUACUUUAUUGCAUCAUAUCAUUUGUCUACCUACCUGCGAAUAUUUUAUAUUGUCAUUCACUCUUGUGCCAUCUUCCAUUACAACGCAAUACACGCUUUCAAUAUCAAAAGGCCUUUUAAUUAACAAAAACCACGAAGAUCAAGUCCGACAGCAAACAGGAUCUUACCAAAUUUGGCUAGGCAGGGAGAGAACGGGGAGUGUUGAUCGAUCGUCAAGGAAUUCCUUAACCCUACAUCCUGUACUCACAAGUUCAGGACUCUGCUCGGAGUUCUUCUCUCUACCAAGUUAAUUUUUUUUCUCUAAUUCGGGGUCGUCCGCUCGUUGAUAAAUAAAGUCUAGAACUGUC
Molecule: messenger RNA, 7174 nt
Organism: Bicyclus anynana (squinting bush brown)
Lineage: Eukaryota; Metazoa; Arthropoda; Insecta; Lepidoptera; Nymphalidae
Exons: 2
Coding region: 3216-5315 (699 amino acids)
Source: RefSeq, a predicted model, not a curated record